AUGGUGCAACUCGCCCAUAUUUUCAAAAAGGAUAAGGAUAAGGAGAAAGAGACCAGUGAAAAAUCCUCUAAAUCAUCCAAAUCUACAAAAUCUACCAAGCCCGUGAAGACUACAGACAACCUCGACAGUACCGGCUCUUCACCCCGAACGUCCUUCUCCACAUCCAAAUCUCCCUCCAAAUCUCAUCCCGCCAAAUCUUCCCCCUCCAAGUCUCCCUCCAAGUCACCCACAAAGAAUCGUUUCGCUCACAGUCGGUCUUCCUCCUCGUCUAACACAACUGUUCCUCCUUUCAAAUUCGGUACCCGGUCUUCGAAAGACCAGGACUCUCACCCGCUUAAUCUUCCUCCGGACGAGUUGCGCCGUCGUCUGUCCGCUAUGGCGGCCUCUCGGGAUGAUCAACGGAGUUCCAUGGACAUCGAUCCUCAGGAAACUCAGCAGAAGAAUGGUGUGAAUGGUCAAGAGCGCAGUCCUACCCCUCCUCCGCACCGAUCAAACUCGGAUGCUGGUGAGGCCGACUCGUUCAAGUUGGCUGGUAACAAAUUCUUCAAGGAUGGCAAUUAUGCUCGCGCGAUCGAAGAAUACAACAAGGCCAUCGAGAUCAAUCCUACCUCAUCGGCCUACCUGUCCAACCGGGCGGCAGCCCACAUGUCCGCCAGGAAUUACCUCAAUGCCUUGGAGGAUAUCGAGCGAGCCAACGAGCUCGAUCCCAACAAUGCAAAGAUCAUGCACCGCUGGGCUAAAAUCUUGACAAGCCUGGGACGUGCCACUGAGGCCCUUGAUGUGCUAUCUCGGGUACAGCCUGCUGCGACCGCGACCGACCGCGCCCCCGCCGAGAAGAUGCUGAAGUUCGUCCGCCAAGCCGAGGAGACUCUCGCCGAGGAUCGUGGUGGCUCUAUGGCUGUUUUCUGUCUUGACCAGGCCCGCCAGGGACUCGGAUUCGCUGUGAAGGAGCCUCGCAAGUGGACACUGCUGACCGCUGAGGCGCAGUUGAAGAUGAACAACAGUAACUCGCUGGGUAAGGCGCAGGAUCUUGCCAUUAUGUUGCUGCGUGAGAACAGCCAGGAUCCCGAUGCCAUGAUGAUUCGUGCUCGUGCAUUCUAUGCUUCCGGUGAGACGGAGCAGGCGCUCAAGCUGCUGAAGAUGUGUCUCGGGCUGGACCCGGAUAUGAAGCAGGCCAUUAAGCUUCUGCGCAUUGUGCAGAAGUUGAGCCGCACAAAGGAAGAGGGUAACACUGCCUUCAAGGCUAAGGAUUACCGUCGUGCUAUCGACUUGUGGGGCCAAGCUUUGGAAGUUGAUCCCACGAACAAGGAUAUGAACUCCAAGAUCCUGCAGAACCGUGCUCAGGCAUACAUUAACCUGAAGGAGUUCGAUUCAGCCAUUGAUGACUGCUCUGAGGCUCUGCGUCUGGAUCCUGAUUACCUGAAGGCUCUGAAGAUGCGUGCCAAGGCUUACGGUGGUGCUGAGAAGUGGGAGGAUGCCUCCCGAGACUACAAGACUGUCGCCGAGAAGAACCCAUCUGAGAAGGGCAUUCAGGAGGACAUCCGCCGGGCCGAGUUUGAGCUGAAGAAGGCUCAGCGCAAGGACUACUAUAAGAUUCUUGGGGUUGGCAAAGAUGCCAAUGAGAACGAGAUUAAGAAGGCCUACCGCAAGAUGGCUAUCCAGUACCACCCUGAUAAGAACCGGGAUGGUGAGCAAGGUGAUGAGAUGUUCAAGGAAAUUGGUGAGGCUUAUGAGACCCUCAUGGACCCACAGAAGCGUGCUGCCUACGAUAACGGGGAUGACCUGAUCGACCCCUCCGACAUGUUCGGUGGCGGCGGCGGAUUCGGCGGUGGUAUGGGAGGCAUGGGUGGUAUGGGUGGAAUGGGAGGAAUGGGCGGCAUGGGUGGUAUGGGCGGCAUGAACGGCAGCCAUAUCAACAUCGACCCCAACAUCCUCUUCAACAUGAUGAACGGCGGUGGUGGUGGCGGCGGCGGUUUUGCUUCUGCCGGCGGCCACUCCUUCGGAGGCCAGUCUCGCGGCGGCGGCGGAGGUGGUGGCUUCCCCGGAGGCUUCCCCUUCUAA
Messenger RNA from Penicillium angulare, 2061 nucleotides. Its product is annotated as DnaJ and TPR domain protein. The record is from RefSeq and is a predicted model, not a curated record. The transcript has 3 exons. The coding region runs from base 1 to 2061 and encodes 686 amino acids. Lineage: Eukaryota; Fungi; Ascomycota; Eurotiomycetes; Eurotiales; Aspergillaceae. Gene Ontology annotation, molecular function: protein binding.